Molecule: messenger RNA, 1198 nt
Organism: Ipomoea nil (Japanese morning glory)
Lineage: Eukaryota; Viridiplantae; Streptophyta; Magnoliopsida; Solanales; Convolvulaceae
Exons: 7
Coding region: 118-1053 (311 amino acids)
Source: RefSeq, a predicted model, not a curated record
GCAUCACAUAAAUAAUGCACCACCUGUAGAAUCAACAAACUACACCAUGGGGCAAAAGAACAAUCUUUGAUGCCUUUCCUCCAAAGUAUAUGCUUAAGCUUCUUAAUCAAAAAGUAAAUGCUUAGGUUAAAUGUUACCUGCUCUCUAGUUCCUGGCCGGCAACAAGUGAACCAUGCUGGAGGAAGUUGCAGUUCAUGGAUAGUUCAUGUUAACAAAGCACAGAUCCUAUCAAAGAGGUUCACAGCAAAAGCCCUGAAAGAUGAGAUGAACGGAGGAACCGGUGGGCUACCAGGUCGGAGUUGGGACCCUGGGUUGGAAUUUGAAGUGCCAUUUGAACAGAGGCCGGUGAAUGAAUACUCAUCUCUCAAAGAAUCAGCAAUGUAUUCCUGGGCUGAGUUGGAUCCAGGUUCAUUCUUCCUACGUCUUGGGGGCCUUUGGUUCAUUACUUUCACAGUUUUAGGAGUGCCCAUUGCAGCUGCUAGCUUUGAUCCUUCCAAGGAUCCCUUACGAUUUGCCCUAGCUUCUGGUACAGGAACAACUCUUUUAGUAGCACUGAUUGUUCUGAGGAUUUAUCUGGGAUGGAGCUAUGUUGGGGAUAGGCUUCUAUCGGCUGUUGUACCUUAUGAAGAGACUGGAUGGUAUGAUGGUCAAAUGUGGGUAAAGCCACCUGAGAUUUUGGCUCGCGAUAGGCUUCUGGGGUCGUACAAGGUGAAACCAGUCAUUGCGUUGCUGAAACAGACCCUAGUGGGAACAGGGGCGUUUCUGGUAGCAGCAGUCUCGUUAUUCAUAUUCGCUACCCCAGUAGAAGAUUUCAUCCACAACACAUUUACGACAGAAGAGUAUUCAUCCAAUGGAUCCAGUUCAAGGAACAACACGAAAUUCAACAUAAGGAAAAAUGACCUGUUGAGAUUGCCGAUGGAGGUGAAGGACGAUGAUGAUCUGGCGGCGGCGGCUGCAGAGGCCGCCGAUGGAAGGCCCGUCUACUGCAGAGAUAGGUAUUAUCGUGCACUGGCCGGAGGACAGUACUGCAAAUGGGAGGACCUUCUAAAAUGAUCAAGGCGUGGAAUAGUAUAAAGUAGAAACGAAGGUUAUCGUUGUUUGUUUUGAAUUAUUACUGAUGCGCAAACAUUCAGAAGAAUGCUUUGAAAUUUUGAAUUCUAUUAUGCUUCAACCUCUAUAAAAAUCUAAAUUCUAAGAG